This is a messenger RNA of Drosophila ficusphila, 1260 nucleotides long. RefSeq names its product gustatory receptor for sugar taste 64c (gene Gr64c). The transcript is spliced from 5 exons. The record is from RefSeq and is a predicted model, not a curated record. The coding region runs from base 1 to 1260 and encodes 419 amino acids. Lineage: Eukaryota; Metazoa; Arthropoda; Insecta; Diptera; Drosophilidae. Gene Ontology annotation, biological process: detection of chemical stimulus involved in sensory perception of taste; sensory perception of sweet taste. Gene Ontology annotation, cellular component: membrane. Gene Ontology annotation, molecular function: sweet taste receptor activity.
AUGCAGCAGUCGGGCCAACGGGGAACCAGGAACACACUUCAACAUGGAAUGGGUCCGGUGCUGGUUAUAGCCCAGUUUUUUGGGGUUCUACCAGUCUCGGGUGUUUGGCCAAGUUCUCGACCGGAAAAGGUUCGUUUCCGCUGGAUUUCUUUGUCCCUGCUGGCUGCUCUGGUUUUGUUCACCUUCUCCAUCGUGGAUUGCGCUUUAUCCUCGAAAGUUGUACUCGAUCAUGGACUCAAAAUCUACACUAUAGGAUCCCUCAGCUUCAGCGUGAUCUGCAUCUUCUGCUUUGGGGUUUUCCUCCUAUUAUCCCGUCGUUGGCCGCAUAUCAUUCGCAGGACUUCGGAGUGCGAGCAGAUCUUCCUGCAGCCGGAAUACGAUUGUGUCCAUGGACGUGGUUACUCCAGUCGCCUUCGCCUCUGGGGUGUCUUUCUCCUGGUGGCUGCUCUCUGCGAACACUCCACGUAUGUGGGAAGUGCCCUCUACAACAAUCACUUGGCCAUUGUGGAGUGCAAAUUGAAUGCGGAGUUCUGGCACAACUACUUCCAGAGGGAGCGACAGCAGCUCUUCCUGGUGCUCCACUUCACGCCCUGGUGGAUACCCUUCAUCGAGUGGACCACUCUGUCCAUGACCUUCGUCUGGAACUUUGUGGACAUCUUUCUGGUCCUCGUCUGCCGUGGCACCCAGAUGAGAUUCAAGCAAUUGCACUGGCGCAUUCGCCAACACGCCAAACAGCAGAUGCCCAAUGAGUUCUGGCAGCGGAUUCGGAGUGAUCUACUGGAUCUUAGCGAUCUUCUGGGGAUAUACGACAAGGAACUGUCCGGGUUGAUAGUCCUCUCCUGUGCCCACAACAUGUACUUCAUAUGUGUGCAGAUCUAUCACAGCUUUCAAUCCAAGGGAAACUACGCAGAUGAGCUUUACUUCUGGUUCUGCCUUUCCUAUGUCAUCAUUCGAGUGCUAAACAUGAUGUUUGCUGCAUCCUCGAUUCCCCAAGAAGCCAGGGAGAUAUCCUACACACUUUACGAAAUUCCCACUGAGUUUUGGUGCGUUGAACUAAGGCGACUCAAUGAGAUUUUCCUCUCAGACCAUUUCGCCCUCAGUGGCAAGGGAUACUUUUUGCUAACCAGACGUUUGAUAUUUGCGAUGGCUGCUACUUUAAUGGUCUACGAACUGGUUCUGAUCAACCAAAUGGCUGGAUCCGAUGUGCAAAAGAGUUUCUGCGAGGGCGGCGUGGGUUCCUCCAAGAGCAUUUUUUCCUAG